Candidula unifasciata is the source of this 546-nucleotide messenger RNA. Lineage: Eukaryota; Metazoa; Mollusca; Gastropoda; Stylommatophora; Geomitridae. The record is from the annotation of a GenBank genome assembly.
AUGUUGUCCGAGGACAAGUCUAUGUUGUCCGAGGACAAAUCUAUGUGGUCUGAGGACAAGUCCAGGAUGUUCGAGGACAAGUCCAUGUGGUCCGAGGACAAAUCUAUGUGGUCUGAGGACAAGUCCAUGUCGUCCGAGGACAAGUCCAUGUGGUUCGAGGACAAGUCUAUGUGGUCUGAGGACAAAUCUAUGUGGUCUGAGGACAAGUCCAGGUGGUUCGAGGACAAGCCCAUGUGGUUCGAGGACAAGUCCAGGUGUUUCGAGGACAAGUCCAGGUGGUUCGAGGACAAGUCCAUGUGGUUUGAGGACAAGUCCAGGUGGUUCGAGGUCAAGUCAAGGUGGUUCGAGGACAAGUCCAGGUGGUUCGAGGACAAGUCCAGGUGGUUCGAGGACAAGUCCAGGUGGUUCGAGGACAAGUCCAGGUGGUUCGAGGACAAGUCCAGGUGGUUCGAGGACAAGUCCAGGGGGUUCGAGGACAAGUCCAGGUGGCUCGAGGACAAGUCCAGGUGGUUCGAGGUCAAGUCCGGAUGGUCCGCUGAUACAUAA